This is a messenger RNA of Manis javanica (Malayan pangolin), 8110 nucleotides long. The record is from RefSeq and is a predicted model, not a curated record. NCBI's taxonomy places the organism in Eukaryota, Metazoa, Chordata, Mammalia, Pholidota, Manidae.
UGGCGCGGCGGGCGGCGGGGCCCGCGGGGCGCGCAGAGGAGCGGCCGCGGCGCGGAGGCGGCCGGAGCGCGGCCCCGCCAUGGGCUUCCUGCACCAGCUGCAGCUGCUGCUCUGGAAGAACGCGACGCUGAAGCGCCGGAGCCCGUGGGUUCUGGCCUUUGAGAUCUUCAUACCUCUGGUUCUCUUCUUCAUUCUGCUGGGGCUUCGGCAGAAGAAACCAACCAUCUCUGUGAAGGAAGUCUCCUUCUACACGGCAGCACCCCUCACCUCUGCUGGCAUCCUGCCUGUCAUGCAGUCGCUGUGCCCAGAUGGCCAGCGGGAUGAGUUCGGCUUCCUGCAGUAUGCCAACUCCACGGUCACGCAACUGCUGGAGCGCCUCAGCCGUGUGGUGGAGGAGGGCAACCUGUUCGAGCCCACGCGGCCCAGCCUGGGCUCCGAGCUGGAGGCCCUGCGCCAGCACCUGGAGGUCCUCAGCUCCGGCCCAGACUCCUGGGAGAGCCGUCCGGACAGACCUGCAGGGUCCUUCUCUCUGGACUCGGUGGCCAGGGACCCGAGGGAGCUCUGGCGUUUCCUGACACAGAACCUGUCGCUGCCUAACAGCACAGCCCAGGCCCUCCUGGCUGCCCAGGUGGGCCUGCCCGAGGUCUAUCGCCUGCUUCCUGGCCCUUCACCUGCUCUGGAUGCUGAGUCAGGCAUUCCUAGGGCUCAUGAGCUAUGGAGCCGCCUGGGUAGCAAUCACCUACUCCAGAUGGAGGAGCUGCUCUUGGCUCCCGCCCUCCUGGAGCAGCUGACAUGCACGCCAGGCUCCAGGGAGCUGGGCCGGAUCCUCACUGUGCCCCAGGGUCAGCAGACCGCGCUUCAGGGCUACCAGGACACUGUGUGUAGUGGGCAGGCUGCAGCCCGCGCCCGGCGCUUUUCUGGGCUGGCUGCUGAGCUCCGGAACCAGCUGGAUGUGGCCAAGAUCGCCCAGCAGCUGGGCUUCGACGCCCCGAACGGCUCGGCCCCCCAGCAGCAGCGCCCCCCUCCAAGGCAGCUGCGGGCGCUGCUGGAGGACCUGCUGGAGGCUCAAGAGGCUCUGCGGGACGUGGACGUCCUUUCGGCCUUGGCCCUGCUGCUGCCCCAGGGCGCCUGUGCGGGGCGGGCUCCAGGGUCCCCCGCCAGCGGCCCUGGUGGGACGGCCAACGGAACCUGGGCCGGCGCAGGUGCCAACUCCACGGCGGAGGAGGGUGCCCCGUCCGCGGCAGCCCCGGGCUCCCCCGACGCAACGCAGGGCCAGUGCUCGGCCUUCGUGCAGCUCUGGGCAGGGCUGCAGCCCAUCCUGUGCGGCAACAACCGCACCAUCGAGCCCGAGGCGCUGCGGCGCGGCAACAUGAGCUCCCUGGGCUUCACGAGCAAGGAGCAGAGGAACCUGGGCCUCCUCGUGCACCUCAUGACCAGCAACCCCAAGAUCCUGUACGCGCCCGCCGGCUCCGAGGCGGACCGUGUCAUCCUCAAGGCCAAUGAGACGUUUGCCUUUGUAGGCAAUGUGACUCACUACGCCCAGGUGUGGCUCAACAUCUCUGCUGAGCUCCGCAGCUUCCUGGAGCAGGGCAGGCUUCAGCAGCACCUGCGCUGGCUGCGGCAGUACACAGCUGAGCUGCGGCUGCGCCCUGAAGCACUGAACCUGACUCUCGGAGACCUGCCGCCUGCCCUGCGCCAGGACAGCUUCUCCCUGCCCAGUGGCUCGGCCCUCCUGCAGCAGCUGGACACCAUUGACAAUGCCGCUUGUGGCUGGAUCCAGUUCAUGUCCAAGGUGAGUGUGGACAUCUUCAAGGGCUUUCCUGAUGAGGAGAGCAUCGUCAACUACACCCUCAACCAGGCCUACCAGGAUAAUGUCACCGUGUUUGCCAGCGUGAUCUUCCAGACGCACAAGGACGGCUCCCUGCCGCCCCACGUGCACUACAAGAUCCGCCAGAACUCCAGCUUCACCGAGAAAACCAAUGAGAUCCGCAGGGCCUACUGGCGACCGGGGCCCAACACUGGCGGCCGCUUCUACUUCCUGUACGGCUUUGUGUGGAUCCAAGACAUGAUGGAGCGCGCCAUCAUCAACACCUUCGUGGGCCACGACGUGGUGGAGCCGGGCAACUACGUGCAGAUGUUUCCAUACCCCUGCUACACACGCGACGACUUCCUGUUUGUCAUUGAGCACAUGAUGCCGCUCUGCAUGGUGAUCUCGUGGGUCUACUCGGUGGCCAUGACCAUCCAGCACAUCGUGGCAGAGAAGGAGCACCGGCUGAAGGAGGUGAUGAAGACCAUGGGCCUGAACAAUGCCGUGCACUGGGUGGCCUGGUUCAUCACCGGCUUUGUGCAGCUGUCCAUCUCCGUGACGGCGCUCACCGCCAUCCUCAAGUACGGCCAGGUGCUCAUGCACAGCCACGUGCUCAUCAUCUGGCUCUUCCUGGCUGUCUACGCCGUGGCCACCAUCAUGUUCUGCUUCCUGGUCUCCGUGCUGUACUCCAAGGCCAAGCUGGCCUCAGCCUGUGGUGGCAUCAUCUAUUUCCUGAGCUACGUGCCCUAUAUGUAUGUGGCAAUCCGUGAGGAGGUGGCCCACGAUAAGAUCACCGCCUUCGAGAAGUGCAUUGCGAGUCUGAUGUCCACAACCGCCUUUGGCCUGGGAUCCAAGUACUUUGCUCUGUACGAGGUGGCCGGUGUGGGCAUCCAGUGGCACACAUUCAGCCAGUCGCCCGUGGAAGGGGAUGACUUCAACCUGCUCCUGGCUGUUACCAUGCUGAUGGUGGACGCAGCCGUCUAUGGUGUUCUCACGUGGUACAUCGAGGCAGUGCACCCAGGAAUGUAUGGGCUGCCCCGGCCCUGGUACUUCCCACUGCAGAAGUCCUACUGGCUGGGCAGUGGGCGGACAGAGGCAUGGGAGUGGAACUGGCCAUGGGCUCGCGCCCCCCGGCUCAGCGUCAUGGAGGAAGACCAGGCCUGUGCCAUGGAGAGCAGGCGCUUGGAGGAGACACGGGGCAUGGAGGAGGAGCCCACCCACCUGCCGCUGGUGGUCUGUGUGGACAAGCUCACCAAGGUCUACAAGAACGACAAGAAGCUGGCUUUGAACCGGCUGAGCCUGAACCUCUACGAGAACCAGGUGGUGUCCUUCCUGGGCCACAACGGAGCCGGCAAGACCACCACCAUGUCUAUCCUCACCGGACUGUUCCCACCGACCUCUGGUUCGGCCACCAUCUACGGGCAUGACAUCCGCACAGAGAUGGAUGAAAUCCGCAAGAACCUGGGCAUGUGUCCGCAGCACAAUGUGCUCUUUGAUCGGCUCACGGUGGAGGAGCAUCUCUGGUUCUACUCGCGGCUGAAGAGCAUGGCCCAGGAGGAGAUCCGCAAGGAGAUGGACAAGAUGAUCGAAGACCUGGAGCUCUCCAACAAGCGGCACUCACUGGUGCAGACGCUGUCAGGCGGCAUGAAACGCAAGCUCUCCGUGGCCAUCGCCUUUGUGGGUGGCUCCCGCGCCAUCAUCCUCGAUGAGCCCACAGCCGGCGUGGACCCCUAUGCGCGCCGUGCCAUCUGGGACCUCAUCCUGAAGUACAAGCCGGGCCGUACCAUCCUGCUGUCCACCCACCACAUGGAUGAGGCCGACCUUCUUGGGGACCGCAUCGCCAUCAUCUCCCACGGGAAACUCCAGUGCUGCGGCUCCCCGCUGUUCCUCAAGGGGGCCUAUGGGGAUGGCUACCGUCUCACGCUGGUCAAGCGGCCUGCUGAGCCUGGGGGCCCCCAAGAGCCAGGGCUAACGGCCAGCCCCCCAGCUCGGACCCGGCUGAGCAGCUGCUCCGAGCCCCAGGUGUCCCAGUUCAUCCGCAAGCACGUGGCCUCUUGCCUCCUGGUCUCAGACACGAGCACCGAACUCUCCUACAUCCUGCCCAGUGAGGCCGCCAGAAAGGGGGCCUUCGAGCGUCUCUUCCAGCACCUGGAGCGCAGCUUGGACGCCCUGCACCUGAGCAGCUUCGGGCUGAUGGACACGACCCUGGAGGAGGUGUUCCUGAAGGUGUCGGAGGAGGACCAGUCCCUGGAGAGCAGCGAGGCCGACGUGAAGGAGUCCAGGAAAGAUGUGCAGCCCAGCGCAGAAGGCCUGGCAUCGUCCGGGGAAGCUCACACUGGUAACCUGGCCCGCUGUGCGGAGCUGGCCCGGUCGCAGGCAUCCCUGCAGUCCGUGUCUUCGGUGGGCUCUGCCCAUGGUGACGAGGGAGCUGGCUAUGCUGACAUCUGUGGCGACUACCGUCCCCUCUUGGACAAUCUGCAGGACCCUGACAACGUCAGCUUGCAAGAGGCUGAGAUGGAGGACCUCACGAGGGUUGGCCAGGGCAGCCGCAAACUGGAGGGCUGGUGGCUGAAGGUGCGCCAAUUCCACGGGCUGCUGGUGAAGCGUUUCCACUGUGCCCGCCGCAACUCCAAGGCGUUGUCCUCCCAGAUCCUGCUGCCUGCCUUCUUCGUCUGUGUGGCCAUGACCGUGGCCCUCUCUGUCCCUGAGAUCGGUGACCUGCCCCCACUGGUCCUGUCGCCUUCCCAGUACCACAACUACACCCAGCCUCGCGGCAACUUCAUCCCCUACGCCAACGAGGAGCGCCAGGAGUACCGGUUGCGGCUGUCACCCGACGCCAGCCCCCAUCAGCUUGUAAGCACCUUCCGGCUGCCCUCAGGUGUGGGUGCCACCUGUGUGCUCAAGUCUCCUGCCAAUGGCUCACUGGGGCCCACGCUGAACCUGAGCAGUGGAGAGUCGCGCCUGCUGGCUGCACGGUUCUUUGACAGCAUGUGCCUGGAGUCCUUCACGCAGGGGCUGCCGCUGUCCAACUUCGUGCCGCCCCCACCCUCGCCCGCUCCGUCCGACUCCCCUCUGUCCCUGGAUGAGGAUCUGCUGCAGGCCUGGAAUGCCUCCCUGCUACCCACCUUGGGGCCAGAGAACUGGACAUCAGCGCCCUCCCUGCCACACCUGGUGCGGGAGCCCAUCCGCUGCACCUGCUCUGUGCAGGGCACCGGUUUCUCCUGCCCAGGAGGUGUGAGUGGGCACCCGCCCCAGAUGCGAGUGGUUACAGGUGACAUCCUGACUGACAUCACCGGCCACAAUGUUUCUGAGUACCUGCUCUUUACCUCUGACCGCUUCCGGCUGCACCGGUAUGGGGCCAUCACCUUCGGCAACAUCCAGAAGUCCAUCCCAGUCUCAUUUGGUGCCCGGGCCCCGGCCAUGGUGCGGAAGAUCGCAGUACGAAGGGCAGCCCAGGUUUUUUACAACAAUAAAGGCUACCACAGCAUGCCCACAUACCUCAACAGCCUCAACAAUGCCAUCCUGCGUGCCAAUCUGCCCAAGAGCAAGGGCAACCCGGCAGCCUACGGCAUCACUGUCACCAACCACCCCAUGAACAAGACAAGCGCCAGCCUCUCCCUGGAUUACCUGCUGCAGGGCACAGAUGUGGUCAUCGCCAUCUUCAUCAUUGUGGCCAUGUCCUUCGUGCCAGCCAGCUUCGUGGUCUUCCUGGUGGCUGAGAGGUCUACCAAGGCCAAACACCUGCAGUUUGUCAGCGGCUGUAACCCAGUCAUCUAUUGGCUGGCCAACUACGUGUGGGAUAUGCUCAACUACCUGGUCCCCGCCACUUGCUGCGUCAUCAUCCUGUUUGUGUUCGACUUGCCGGCCUACACAUCCCCCACCAACUUUCCUGCCGUGCUCUCGCUCUUCCUGCUCUAUGGGUGGUCCAUCACCCCCAUCAUGUACCCGGCCUCCUUCUGGUUCGAGGUCCCCAGUUCGGCCUACGUGUUCCUCAUCGUCAUCAACCUCUUCAUUGGCAUCACAGCCACCGUGGCCACCUUCCUGCUGCAGCUCUUCGAGCAUGACAAGGACCUGAAGGUUGUCAACAGCUACCUGAAGAGCUGCUUCCUUAUCUUCCCCAACUACAACCUGGGCCACGGGCUCAUGGAGAUGGCCUACAAUGAGUACCUCAACGAGUACUAUGCCAAGAUCGGCCAGUUUGACAAGAUGAAGUCCCCAUUCGAGUGGGACAUUGUCACCAGGGGGCUGGUGGCCAUGACGGUGGAGGGCUUCGUGGGCUUCUUCCUCACCAUCAUGUGCCAGUACAACUUCCUGCGGCAGCCGCAACGCAUGCCAGUGUCUACCAAGCCCGUAGAGGAUGAUGUGGAUGUGGCCAGCGAGCGGCAGCGAGUUCUGCGGGGAGAUGCUGACAAUGACAUGGUCAAAAUUGAGAACCUGACUAAGGUGUACAAGUCGCGGAAGAUUGGCCGCAUCCUGGCUGUGGACCGCCUGUGCCUGGGUGUGCGCCCUGGCGAGUGCUUCGGCCUCCUGGGCGUCAAUGGCGCGGGCAAGACUAGCACUUUCAAGAUGUUAACGGGAGAUGAGAGCACCACGGGCGGCGAGGCUUUCAUCAAUGGGCACAGCAUCCUCAAGGAGCUGCUCCAAGUACAGCAGAGUCUGGGCUACUGCCCGCAGUUUGACGCCCUGUUCGACGAGCUCACCGCCCGGGAGCACCUGCAGCUGUACACGCGGCUGCGGGGCAUCCCCUGGAAGGACGAGGCCCGGGUGGUCAAGUGGGCCCUGGAGAAGCUGGAGCUGAUCAAGUACGCAGACAAGCCGGCUGGCACCUACAGUGGGGGCAACAAGCGCAAGCUGUCCACAGCCAUUGCCCUCAUCGGGUACCCUGCCUUUGUCUUCCUGGACGAGCCCACCACAGGCAUGGAUCCCAAGGCCAGGCGCUUCCUCUGGAACCUCAUCCUCGACCUCAUCAAGACGGGGCGCUCAGUGGUGCUGACCUCCCACAGCAUGGAGGAGUGCGAGGCGCUGUGCACGCGGCUGGCCAUCAUGGUGAAUGGGCGCUUGCGCUGUCUGGGCAGCAUCCAGCACCUGAAGAACCGGUUUGGAGACGGCUACAUGAUCACGGUGAGGACCAGGAGCAGCCAGAAUGUGAAGGACGUGGUGCGGUUCUUCAACCGGAACUUCCCAGAGGCCGUGCUCAAGGAGCGUCACCACACCAAGGUGCAGUAUCAGCUGCAGCCGGAGGACAUCUCGCUGGCACAGGUGUUCAGCAAGAUGGAGCAGGUGGUGGGCGUGCUGGGCAUCGAGGACUACUCGGUCAGCCAGACCACCCUGGACAACGUGUUCGUGAACUUCGCCAAGAAGCAGAGCGACAACCUGGAGCAGCAGGAGACAGAGCCCCCCUCAGCCCUGCAGUCCCCCCUGGGUCGCCUGCUCAGCCUGUUCCGGCCGCGGCCUGUGCCCACCGAGCUGCGGGCACUGGUGGCUGACGAGCCUCAGGACCUGGACACGGAGGACGAGGGCCUCAUCAGCUUUGAGGAGGAGCGGGCCCAGCUCUCCUUCAACACAGACACACUCUGCUGACCUCUGGGAUCCGGCUCGAGGACACAGGAUGGAAACAGAAGUCAGGCGGUGGCCGAGCCUCACCCCAUACCCCCAGUGACCAGCCACAAGGCCCUGGAGUGGGAGGUCCAGGACCAUGGGCUUAAUGUCCCCUCCAGCAACUCCCGCCCCCGCCUGUCCUCAACCCUGCCCUUGGCCACGGUGCCACCCUCCCCAGUUGUGCCAAAGGCUGGCCCAGUCCUGGGCUGUGCAAACCCUCGCCCUGCUCUGCCUUAAAGCCUUGGGGUCUGGCCAGCCCCUCACCUCUGCCCCUGCCCAGCUCUGCCCAUUGCCCCCAGGGCCACUGGGGUGACAUGGCCUGCCGCAUACUAUCUGCCCCCCACCCCCCCAGUCUUGGCCUCCUGAGCCUGCAUUUUUCUUACACCCACUCAGAGGGGCGUGGCUACAGGCCUGGGGCCGAGGUUGGGGGUUGGUUUAGGUCCCACCCCCAGGCACCUAUUUAUUUUGCUUUUGAAAGAGGCUCCCUCCCCCAGCUUUCCUGCAGGGAGGGUGCUACCCAAGGAAAGCCAUUAGGAUGGGUGGUGGGCUGGGUAGCCGGGCCAGAUCCCCUCCCUAACCCGUCCAGCUGCUGUUGCUCUCCCACACAGCUUGGCCCCUGCCCACCCAACCACCCACCUAGGAGCCAGACCUGUAUAUAGAGCACAGAUGUUUGUUUAAAUAAAUAAACAGAAAAGCCCGUGCGAG